UUGUUUUUGAACGUCGGGCGCUGAUUGGCUGUGAGAGCGAGGAAGAGCCAGUUUAAACCGGGGGGCGGGAGCGACUUCAGUUUGAAUUCGAGAAAAGCAGCAGUUCGGCCCGCUAACAUCCCGACAAACACCCGCAGUAACAUGGCCUCUUCCCAGAACAUGGACCCAGCGGCUGCAGCAGCUUCAUCGUCGGCGGCUCUGAAAGGCAGCGAGAGUGGAGGCAGCGCAGCCAGGAGCUCUGUGUCCAAACGGUUGCAACAGGAGCUCAUGACUCUGAUGAUGUCAGGUGACCACGGGAUCUCAGCGUUUCCAGAAUCAGAUAAUCUCUUCAAAUGGGUCGGGACGAUUAACGGAGCUCAGGGGACGGUGUACGAGGGUCUCCGGUACCGCCUGUCUCUGGAGUUCCCGGCCGGUUACCCGUACCAGGCUCCCCGUGUGAAGUUUGUCACUUCGUGUUUCCAUCCCAAUGUGGACGAGCAGGGCUUCAUCUGUCUGGACAUCCUGAAGGACAAAUGGUCGGCGCUGUACGACGUCCGCUCCAUCCUGCUGUCCAUCCAGAGCCUGCUGGGAGAGCCGAACAACGAGAGCCCUCUGAACACGACUGCUGCUGAACUCUGGAACAACCAGGAAGCCUUUAAAGCUCAUCUACACUCGACCUUCCAGAAAUGAAGACGCUCCACCUUUUAUCCUUCUUCUUCUUAUUCUGUUUGUCUUCUGUGUUUGUACAAUAUUUUUAUGUUUGUUCACAUUGUUGUAUCAAUAAAGUUCUUAAUUCAGCACAAA
Perca fluviatilis (European perch) is the source of this 783-nucleotide messenger RNA. It is a transcript of the gene ube2c, whose product is annotated as ubiquitin-conjugating enzyme E2C. The record is from RefSeq and is a predicted model, not a curated record. The transcript has 7 exons. Bases 142 to 669 code for a protein of 175 amino acids. NCBI's taxonomy places the organism in Eukaryota, Metazoa, Chordata, Actinopteri, Perciformes, Percidae.